AUGACAGGCCAGGUGGCCGACAGAGACUUGUCCCCCCAUCGUCUCUCAGUGAAGACCACUGUGGAGGAGGAGCCAGAGAGGGAGAGAGCUGAGAGUACUCUCAGCAGAGUGCCAUCAGAAUGUGAUCAUGAUAAUGAUGACACAUCCUCAGAGCUGGCACGGGUGGCCGCUCUCGAUGGUGGAAACAACUCAAGGAACUCUUUUCAAGGACGGGGAGCUCUGUCUAGAUUAGUGAAUUUGGUGGUGAUUCUGAGGGAGUGGGCACACAGGAGCCUUGUAGAGGAGGAGGAGCGGCCAGACUCUUUCUUGGAACGCUUCCGUGGCCCUGAGCUAAGGACUGCCCCUAGUCGCAUCAGCAAUACGCAGCCUGAUGCCAAUGGCAACAAUACCAAAGGGAGAUUUAGGAGAAAAUGGGGUGUGUUCGUUGUGUCCCCAUCAGACGACAUGUACUACCGUUGGCUGUUUGUUAUUGCUAUAGCUGUGCUCUACAACUGGAUCCUCAUUGUGGCUAGGGCAUGCUUUGACAAGCUGCAGACAAGCAAUUACAUCUGCUGGUUGGUGCUGGACUACCUUUCAGACGCUUUGUACAUCCUGGACACAUGUGUCCGACUCCGCACAGGGUUUCUGGAGCAGGGUCUGCUGGUGAAGGACCUCUCCAAGCUGAGAGACAGCUAUGUCCGCACAUUUCAGUUCAAGCUGGAUGUCGUGUCCAUCCUACCCACUGACCUGGCCUACAUAUCCACAGGAAUCCACACCCCAGAGCUCAGAUUCAAUCGCCUGCUGCGCUUCCCACGCAUGUUUGAGUUCUUUGACCGCACUGAGACACGCACGAACUACCCCAACAUCUUUCGCAUCUGCAACUUGGUGCUCUACAUCCUGGUCAUCAUCCACUGGAACGCCUGCAUCUACUUUGCUAUUUCCAAAUCUCUAGGGUUUGGCUCUGAUACCUGGGUGUACCCCAACAUCUCCAACCCCGAGUAUGGCUCCCUAACCCGGGGCUAUGUCUACUGCCUGUACUGGUCCACCCUCACCCUCACCACUAUUGGAGAGAUGCCUGCACCUGUACGGGAUGAGGAGUAUCUUUUUGUGGUCUUUGACUUCCUCGUUGGGGUGCUGAUCUUUGCCACGAUUGUGGGAAAUGUUGGCUCCAUGAUUUCCAACAUGAAUGCCACACGUGCAGAGUUUCAGGCCCGUAUUGAUGCCAUCAAACACUACAUGCACUUCCGCCGGGUCAGCAAGGAGCUGGAAGCACGCGUCAUUAAGUGGUUUGACUACCUCUGGACUAAUAAGAAAGCAGUGGAUGAGCAGGAGGUAUUGAAGAACUUGCCUAACAAAUUGCGGGCUGAGAUCGCCAUCAAUGUGCACCUGGAGACCCUGAAGAAAGUGCGUAUCUUUCAGGACUGUGAGGCUGGACUGUUGGUGGAGCUGGUCCUGAAACUCCGGCCACAGGUCUAUAGCCCAGGGGACUACAUCUGCCGCAAAGGGGACAUAGGGAAGGAGAUGUACAUCAUCAAAGAGGGGAAGCUGGCAGUGGUGGCAAAUGACGGGGUCACACAGUACGCCCUCCUCACCGCCGGCAGCUGCUUUGGGGAGAUAAGUAUCCUCAACAUCCAGGGCAGCAAAAUGGGAAACCGCAGGACGGCCAAUAUCCGCAGCAUCGGCUAUUCUGACCUCUUCUGCCUCUCUAAGGAUGACCUGAUGGAAGCAGUGACCGAGUACCCUGAUGCUAAGAAGGUGCUGGAGGAGAGGGGGAAGGAGAUCCUUAUGAAGGAGGGCCUCCUGGAUGAGAAUGCAGAGGCUGGCAGACUGGGUGGAGAGGACACUGAGGAGAAGGUGGAGAGGCUGGAGUCCUCUCUGGACACCCUGCAGACGCGCUUCGCCCGCCUGCUCAGCGAGUACACGGCCACACAGCAGCGACUGAAGCGGCGCAUCACCAACCUGGAGCGCCAGCUGUGCCACACGGGCUGUGGGAUCCUCUCAGACGCAGACCUCUCUGACGAAGACUCAGCUUCUGAGGCUGAGGCAGACACUCUGGCCGCUGCCAAUACCGUUGAGCAGGGUGACCAUGGAAAUGAUGAGCCGACUGAAUCCUCUGUUCAAACUUGAAAGCUGCCUGAGACCAUGGCUCUAGGCCUAGCACUUUCUAAGCACUUUCAAAUUCACAAGGGUAUGCACAAAUGUACAAUACAUUUCCUUCCUAAUAAGAAAAUAAGUUUCAUAUUAACUUUAUGACUGUUGCAUUAAGAGUACAGUUCCUUCAGAAACUAUUCACACCUCUUGACCUGUUCCAUAUUUUGUUUUGUUACAGCCUGAACAUUACAUUUA
Molecule: messenger RNA, 2325 nt
Organism: Oncorhynchus mykiss (rainbow trout)
Lineage: Eukaryota; Metazoa; Chordata; Actinopteri; Salmoniformes; Salmonidae
Gene: cnga2b
Product: cyclic nucleotide gated channel subunit alpha 2b
Biological process (GO): monoatomic cation transmembrane transport
Cellular component (GO): plasma membrane; intracellular cyclic nucleotide activated cation channel complex
Molecular function (GO): cGMP binding; protein-containing complex binding; intracellularly cGMP-activated cation channel activity
Source: RefSeq, a predicted model, not a curated record